UUAAACCCAAAGACGGAGAGACAAAGAAAAAGACGAAACACGCAGCACUUAUUUUCUGCUGCGCUGCGUGUGUAUUUAUAUCCUCCCGAACACCAACCUGUUCUUAAUCUAUGUGUUGACGCACAAAAGCUGAAGCCAUUUGCAGCCUGCAGAGUUGUUCCUUUUUUUUUUUUCCUUUUAUUUGGGGACGCUCUCACAUAUCCUGUCUUGUCCUGAGAAUCACCGAUGCACUCAAAAAUAGAAUGCAACAGAAACAAAAUCAGAAAUAAUUUACUGCAAAAACAAACAAACAAACAAACAAACAAACAAAGAAAACUGUAAUUACAAAGAUGAAGUAGAGUUUGGGCUGCAUAAAACAAGCUCUGUUACACUUGUGUAACUUCAGACGCAACCAGUGCUCCUCUUACUGGUUCUACUGGGAGAACACGGAGUGCCACAGGUGGAUCUUAUUGGUCAGCCGAAGCUUCUGUGCUGUCCAUAAAAACGCACGACGGGAGCUCAGGAGCGGAGACCGAGCGUAAGUAAGGGCGCAGAGCAGCCGCGCCACGGAGCUCACGCCACGGCCGUGUGUCCAGAGAAAACGCGCACCACUUACAGGACUACACGCAGAGGAGCGCAAAAAGAGGACGCCACGCUCUGAAACAAGCUUAGGCUCCUGAGUGAAACCCGCUCCCCUGCUCCUGCCACCAUCUGGUGGGAAAAUGUGGGUUCUGGAUAAGAUCCGUGGCUCGGUGGAGACCAGUGUGCUGCGACAAGGAGACAAUGGUGACAAGAAGGCUGCCGCUGCACCGUACAGCAACGUGCUCACUCCCGACAAGAUCCCAGACUUCUUCAUCCCCCCAAAGCUGGUCAGCUGCCCUCCAGAGCCCCAGGCGCCGAGCAUCAAGCCCAAAGAGGGGCUGCAGCCAUCCACUUCUGAGCAAACCAUCAGCAGCAACAGGAAGAUCAGCAGUCCGAGGAGCCCUCGCCUGGUGACCAAGAUCGCAGGAGAUACAAAGAACUUGCUGAGAGCAGCGAACCGCCACAUCAUCCAGAUAGAAAGUGCGGAUGACGUCGUGGCUGGGGACACCAAUGCAGACCCCCAGUCGCAGACCGCGAUGUCUCUGCCAUACGUUCCCAAGACUCAGACAUCUUACGGCUUCGCGACCCUGAAGGAGAGCCCCCACACUCGACGCAAAGAGUCCCUGUUCCACUGCGAGCUGACCAGUCCCAUCACUUCUCCAAACACCCAGAGGAAGACUCCAGGGAAGGGCAGUGAGACAGGGAACCAUCUGACCCCCGCUGACUGCAACACCUCCCACAUGAACCCCUACCGGUACUUCAGUGGUGGAGAAAGUGACACCUGCUCUUCCGCUGAGUCCUCCCCCUUCAGCUCUCCGUUGCUGUCCCGCUCCGCCUCCCUCCUCAAGAUCUUCACGCACGAGACGCAGGCCAAAGUGGUGAAAGCCAAGCGGACGCUGGCUCGCCACAGCUCCCUGUCGACAGACGAGUGCAGCUCGGCCGAGCCCAGCCCCAACAUCCAGCGGCGGCUCCGCGUCCCAUCCCUUCAUGGCGCUGGAGGGGCAUCCGACCACGGCCUCCAGCGGGAGCACACCAUCAACCUGCACAAGGGCGGCACGGUGAGGAUCAGCGCCAACUACGACUCCGGCACGUCACGCCUGCUCAUCCGGGUGCUGGUGGCUGAGAGUCUGUACGACAAGCACGUCGACAUCAAAAGCAUCAACUGCUGCGUGUCUGUGUACCUGAACCCAGGCAAGCUGCAGAAGCAGAGGAGCAACAUCAUCAAGAACAGCCGCAACCCGGUCUUCAAUGAGGACUUCUUCUUUGACUCCAUCAGCUCUGUUCAGGUGAAGAACCUUUCAGUGAAGUUCAAGGUGGUGAACAAGGGCACCAGCCUGAAGAGGGACACGCUGCUGGGAGAGAGGGAGGUACCGCUAGCAAAGUUGCUCUCAGGACUCUAAAACCACAGCAGAUGGAGUUUAAGCUGAUAACUUGGGAUUUUCAAAGAGCAGUUCUGAUAAAGUUUACAAGCAGUUACCAUGUGACCUACUGUAGAUGACUCUCUAGGCAUCUUGCUUUAGUUUAAAUCCAGAUCAGUUGGUCAUCGUGGCUGAAGCUGUCGCUAGUCUGAAAUUAGCGACCAAAGUGUAUUCCUACAGUCUUGAAACAACUCAGAUCUCAAAAAACAAAAUUGUGGUUUAUGAAAAGUUGAUUUUAAUUAGUCAUCUGUGAUUAUUUACAUUUUACACAGGAAGAGGAGCCAGCCCAUCUGCAAUGAUAUUCCUAUGUGAAACAUAAGAAGAGAGAAAAACACAAAAACUGUGAUCCAUUUCCUUAAUUUGUCUUGUUUUUCCAUCACGUUAAAAGCUCCAAUGUUCUGGUACCGUUUUGUGUAGGUCCUCUGCUGACCCGGUUCUGUAAAAGCUGGUUCUGACCUGAAACCUGCUUGGCCCUGGUUAGACCAGCUGUUAGCUUCAGGCUCUGGGACCAACAAACUUGGAUUUAUAAUAAAUAAAGAUGCCAAGAGUUAUUAACUGCAAGUAAGCUAUUAACCGCUUGUAACCUUCCCACAGAACCUCUUCUGACUUGAAACUGUACUUUGGUGUUUGCACUGUUUUGUCCAUCACUCACUGACUUUAAUCUAUGAAGAAGAAACGUUUUCACCGUAAGCUCAGAGAGCGACCUCCCUGGUGUUCACGAAUAGAGGAUUUAAUCCACUUCUUCUCCUAAAAAUGGAUUCUCACCGAACCAAACUGAACCCAACAGCACCAGAUGAAUGUGGCAGAUGAAAGCUCUCCAUUCUGAGCACGUCUCCCGGCUGAAUGUCCAGAGCCAGACUCUCCUGACUCAAAGGUUGGACAGCACCUGUGAGUCAGGCCGUCUCCUGUCCUCCAGCGCCAACGUCCUCGUUGUGGUUUUAUUAUUGUAAUGUGUGACUAAAAUCCGCGGCAGCGCAGGAUUUUUUACAUCAGCUCCACCAUCUGCCGGCACAGAGAUGCUUUUGUGAAUGAGUGCGCGCUUUGAAGUGGUCCUAGAUCCUGAUGUGCAAAUGAUCCUUUGAUCUGCACCGCGAAGGCAAGGAGCGAAAAGAGUGCCCACAUUUACAUGCACAUCAAAAAUGGAAUUACAAUAUGAUUGAUUAAGCAAAGGACUGCAAUGAUCUGAUUAAACUUGAUUAAAACACUCAAAAUUAGAAAUGUUACACAACAAUCAAUACUUCUUCUUCAUCGGUAUCGCACCAUCGCAGUUUUGCUUUCGCAGACUCGAUCCGACCAAGGCAGACCUGCUUUUAACCAUGUUGCAUUUGUACGGUAAUUUAUGUAGCACCCUGUUACUGCACUCGGUUUCUGCUUCAAAUUUCAUUCGUUAGCUGUCAGCUUGAGUACAAAUAUUUGGGGGAUUAAAAUCUCACUCAGAAAUAUUAAAAUCCAUUACCUCAACACACCUAAUUUGUCCAAUAUCAAUACAUUAUAAAGUUAGAGCUUCGUUUAACCUGUCGCCACAUUUGCUGUAGUUUCACUUUCUGUGAGUAUCUUUAAAUCUACUGAUUAGAAAUCAUACAUUUCCAAGAACAGUGAAGAACACAUUUUGGGAGGAAAAUUUUCAGCUGUCUUUAAAACCCUCGCUUCAGAAUAAUUAGUUUUCUCUCUAAAAGUGGUUAUGAUAAUAUAAAGAUGCCUGUUUAAAAUCACAAAAUAGUUCUUGCUUGGGAGGCUCCCAAUAAAGUUUUACUAGAAUAUAUUUUGACAAACUGAAAAUUCACUAUGUAAAAAGAUAUGAAGUAAAAUGCGGGCACCAGUAAUUCUAAAUCAAUUAAUUCAAGAUUAUUUCAUAAAUGUGCAGUUAUCUUAUUUAUCUGAUUUUCAACAUUGUGAAAAGAAAUGAUAAAAAAAAUCUAAAUCUAUGUUAUAACUUAACUAGAUAAAGAAGAAGAUUCAAACAUCAAGGCGGUCAGGAAUAUGUCAUGAAAAGACAAUAGAUUUUUCAGAUCUAUUGUAAAAUCUAUUGUCUAGAUCUCUGCAAGCCACAGAUCAAGCCUGGGUGCCUGAUAUCCAGGCUUCUGCUGAAAAACAUGCCUACAUAUCAGAAGUUUAUGUUGUAAACAGAAUUUCCUCAAAUAAGGUCGUUGUCAAACCACACGUCAUAUUCUGAGAUUAUGUUUUAGGGCAGAUUUAGAAAGGUUUUGCAAUAAAUGCGUCUCUUUUGAUGCUGAGUUAGUGGAGAACUAGACAGGACUGUGAAAGGAAAACAAAGAGACGCAUUGAGAGCCUGGAUUAAACUUGAAUCUGUUUUGAGGAAUAAUAAUAUUAUUAAGCCUUUGUAUAUUGGAUAGCAGAUAAGCUCAAAACUCUAAACAUUACUAUGUGUAAAUAUAGUUUUCACUGGUGUCCCUUGUAAGGCUGCAUCCAUAGCUCAGCAUAAACUGUCUUCAAUUUUUUUCUACAGUUAAAUUUUGUAACUACAGAACUAUUUUAAACAAUAUUUCCUUACAUGAACACACAUUAACCCUUAAAGAAAGCAAGUGAUACAUGCCUGUGCAAAAAACAAAAAAAAAAACCCACAACCACACAUUUCUAUUGGGUCAGGAGACAUUUUUGAGAGUAAGGGUUGGCAAUACAAAAAAAAAUUUCAGUUUUACAGAAACUACCUGUAAAAAUAAAAAUGCUGUGAGUGAAACAUAAGAUAGGAUUUAUGCCCAAUAACAUCCCUGACCAAAUGUAUCCCAUUGUUUGAAAUAUUGCAAAGUUGUAUCAAGGACAGAUGAUACAAUUUGACCCUAAAGCAUAUAUUCAGGUUUAAAAUGUAAACAAAAAGACUACCACUCAGGUAAAGUGCACUCUAGUGAUAUAAAGGCUAGUUUGAAGGAAGAGGGAAAAAAAAAUCAAACUGAUGCAUUUAUGCGAGAGCAUAAAACAGCAAUAGGAUCAGCAGCAAGAUGCAUCAUGAUCUUGCUGCUUUGGAGGAUUUCACUUGAGUUAAACUCAAGCCCUGCAACUCCAGUGGUUUGUUCAAAUCCAGCAUUAGAAUCAGAAACUAUUUUAUUCAGAUUCAAACAGCUUCUGGCAACCUCCAAGGAAAAACAAAACAAACCGUUGGACGGUCUGAUUAGGAUUUUAUAAUGUGUGGGUGAAGGUCUUGGACAAACAACAGAUUAGUGUUUGCAGUAAUAAAUGUAACAUAUCUAUUUGUUUGAUGAAGCUUGUUUAGCCUCAUGACUGAUUUUCCAGCUGCAGCUGCCCAGUGUGGGCAACAACCUGAUUAAAUCUUGUGCAACCAAGCAACAGGCACUCACUAAAUUGGUACAUGACUAUUAUCAUCCUGAUACCUUACUGGGCUCUCAUAUCAGCUUAAACGCUCUUAAAUGGUCAAUUUUUCUCCACUUUAAUCAAGCUUGUUAAAUUAGCACAUGUUCGGUAAAACUUAAGCACAUUUUGAGUGAUGUUGUUGGCAGGAGGACAAAAGACAAGUUCGUUAAACUCAUUAAACCCUGUAAAAAAAUUAUUAUUAUUUUUUUAAGUCAGCCGUCGACGUAUGCAACCAGUCUUUAGCCGUAGUGCCUCUGUAUUAGCAGUGUGCAUGUAAAUGUGUUACUUUUUUAAAUAUAUGAGCUUAGAGCAUUGGCAUCAGUGCGUACCAGCUGCAUGGUAUCAACAUGUUACUGGUGUUUGCAUGACUUGCUCAAAGUUUUCUGAAACCCUAAAGCCUUACUCUGUGUGUGUGUGUGUGUGUGUGUGUGUGCGUGUGUGUGUGCGUGUGUGUGUGUGUGUGUGUGUGUGUGUGUGUGUGUGUGAAAGAGAGAUGGUGAGAAAGUUUGGAUGUGUGUUUGAGCCGCAUGAUUUUGUCCAGAGUUGUUCACUUUCUAUCUAUAAAGUGGAGUAUUUUUUAUUUUGUAAAAUGUUUUUUGAAACUUGCCGUAUGUUGGAUUUGCACUGUAUUUUACCUACUCGCUGUAAACAGGAGUUAACGUUUGUCGAAUGACUUAAUUAUGCACCAGCUAGCAAGUGCUGACGAGCAAAAUCCGAGCUUCAGCUUUAACGAAGCCCGUCGGCGAGGGAGAGAAAACAACAGACGACGCGGACAGCAAAGCGGCACAGAAAGCAGCAUGACUCUGUGCUCAAACGUGAACGGCAGUCCGCUCCUUUUCUGUGGCGCCUCUGAAGGAAUUGCAAAUGAUUGCAGCAGCUCCGAGUGGGAGAGAGAGAGAGAGAAAAGGAGCGACGCUUCUGUUAAAGACUUUUCCUCCACACGGCGUGUGCCGCCCACCUGUAGCUCCCCUGUUGAUGUGCUCUAUAUUACUUCGCUUACAGUGACGCUGUUGGCCGUUCUCUGAUGGAGUAGAUCUGGUGAAAUGUUGUAAUUUCUGCUGCCUUCUUUGUGUUGAGCUGCUCGUAGUCUUGCUGUACUUUGGAUUCAAGCUCCCGGUAAAACCAAACUGUAUCUCUGAGGUUUCUUCUAGCAUGGCUGAACUUUCUCAGAUGUGGCUGUGGCUCAAUUUUAAAAAUUUUUUUUAAAAUCGUGCUUUUGUAUAUUGAGGUAAAACUUUGCUUCAGUCACAAAGAGUGAUUCUUAUAGUAAUGCACAUGAUAGCUGUGAUUUGCUGAUAGUUUGAUAGUGUCUUUCUCUGUUUAAAGCUGUACAGUAGUGCUCUGCAGUUUUCAAUCCCUGUUGCUAUUAAUGACCCACUGUACAUGAAAGCGACUUUAAAAGAAAAAAUGAAAGUUUAUAGGCAUUGAAAGCGUAAGCCUAGAAAUAGAUACAACAUUUAUUGCACCAGCACAGUCUGAAACAGAAAAAUGUUGAAAUAUCCAAACUUUCACUUGGGCGUUCACUCAAUAAUGAAAGUGAUAUGUUAGUAAAUAAUUGAUCUCUUCAAAAAAUGUACAUCAUUUUUAAUGUACACUUCAUUUAAUCAGCCUUUUAUUUAUUUUUAACCAGGAUUUUGUAACUUUCUAAUUGGCUGUUUAUUUGCAGUGUUAAAAUUACUUGAAACAGGGGCCUGUUUCUUUAAGACACUCUUCAAAAUGGGAAAGACAAGAGCGCAUGCCAUUCUUAAACACCCACACUGACAGCCACACCUAUAGUUCAAAAGCUUCAAACAAGAGGAGCAAAACUCUAGUUUUGGAGGCUUUAAACAUGGCGGCCAACAUGGCAAGGUUAAUUAAUUUUCCUUGUCAAGUUUUACAAAAUUUGUUUCAAACCCAUUUUUUACUGAAUGCAGUUGUUACAGAUCAUUUCCUCCCUGUAAUAAAAGUUAUAUUUAACAGAUGGUUCUGCUCAUGAUCAGGUUGAGGUGCAACUUGUUAGCAAACUAAAGUUUUACAACAAUCAGUGUUUGUUGGGGAACAAACAUCAGACUAACUAACUAUACUGUCAAAAUAGUAUUCUACACGGAGGUUCAGGUCUUUAUAUUUUUUAUCAUAUUAGCAAAUAAUGAAAUGGCUGCAUUUAUUUUGGAGUUCAGCUGCCACAUUUUUAGGAAGUAGAAUGAUAAUAAUGAGAUAAAUAAUCAUAUGAAGUCUAAACUUUAAUACAUGAUUAAUUUUAGGCUACCUUUUGAAUAUUUUAUUAAACCACCUAUUUUUACUGAUAAUGGUUCUGACCCCAAUUGAACAAAUUGACUCCUGUGAAACAUUUGUAAAUUACAAUCUUUAAUAAUCACAAUUUCAGUACGGGCGAUCUCAUGUUGGUCGCACAUGUUGACAGAUAUUCACGCAAUUUUUUUCUACAAUAUCAGUAAAAAAUACAGAUUGGGAAACUGAAAUACCAAGGUUUAACGCUACUUGAUGCGCUAUUGGCUGGUGUUUUCAAAGCAGCCAAUCCUGGAAUCCUGGAGUGCCAUUUGUUUUCCUUAUUUCCACAAAGAAGGAAGACUGUAGAUGUUAGCUUUUGUGGUACUGAAAAGACAGCUUUGACUGAAACUGGCAAAUAUAAGCGGAAAAUUCUUAUAAACUGUGUUCCCAAACCCCUGUGAAUGCCUGGAGUCCACAUACCUUAAAGCAAACAAAAAUACAUAAUAGAAAAAAAAAACUUAAAAUCCUCAGACUGGUACAAAUUGGUGCCUGGUUGGAGGAAAGAGUCCAGGCUUCUUUCUGAACAGAAAGUUUUUGAGAAAGGAAACUAAAACAGCAGAUUUUAAAUGUUGACAUGACCAGCAAGCAAGGCCCUUCACUGCCAUUGCAGAGACAAUUAAGUUACAAUGUCAAACACCUAUUUAGUCUUUUACUAAAGAAAGUAAAAGACUGAUGGGAUUGUCUUCUGCCAACUUUUUACCUUUUACAGCAAGUUUGCUCCGAGGUCUUGAUGAACAUCAGACACGGUGAAAGCAAAGCAAAAGUUGCAGCUUUACAUUUCUCACUGAGUUUUGAAACAAAAAGAACAUUGUGUCCUCCUGCGAUCACAUUGUUCUGCACCAGAGGUUAAAGUUUGACAUGCAGAAAACUCUCAGGCAACACGGAGGGUUUGAGUCACGAGUCACUGAUGAAGUUGUCGAAAGGUGGAGUUGAAGUAAACCUGCAGAACCACAUGAGUUAGUUCUCCACUCAGUUUCCCCUCGGUCAGCAGAGUUCACAGCUCUUCUGUCUGAGUCCCUUCUGCAACUUUAUUCCAUGUUUUAAUUAUUUGGCGCUUAUCUUAAACACCAAAGAGAGUUUAGUAUUAAGGAAACUGAAAACAUUCAUCUGCUUUAAACUCAAACCUGAAUCUACAGAGGAAUUAUCAGCAUUAACUUUCCCUUAAUGGCCAUCCUGCUGCUGUGGCUCAAAUCUGUCCAUUCAGCAGAUUUCUAACUAGAUAAAGGGCAAAGAGGCUCUGCUGAUGGCAGUUUAAAUAAGAAACCCUUCAAUAUCCGUGUAUGUGUGUUUUACUGACGGUGACUUUGUUUCCUUUUGGCUUGUUGAGAUUUAGUUUUCAAUGAAACUGUAAAUGUGGUGAUGUUUUUAUCCCCCCUGUCUCGAGAAGUUUGCUCUGACAGAUGAAGCUGAAAAAGUGCCAAUCCUAUACUUGACUCUUGAUCCUUAACUUUUCUUUAAACGUUGUGUUAGUAGUUACUGUGGUGUUUCUGAUCUGUGUGGUUAAUUACGUUCACACUGUGACGUUAACGACAACUGACAGCUGUUCUCUCUCUGUGUGUGUUAAUGGGUUGGAGAUACUUUCAAUAAAAAGUCACUGCAAUCA
Messenger RNA from Poecilia reticulata (guppy), 9174 nucleotides. Its product is annotated as C2 calcium-dependent domain-containing protein 4C. NCBI's taxonomy places the organism in Eukaryota, Metazoa, Chordata, Actinopteri, Cyprinodontiformes, Poeciliidae. The record is from RefSeq and is a predicted model, not a curated record.